AACACGGUGGGGCAUGCGGGGCAGGUGCGGCACCUGGUGUACGCGUUGGAGAACGCCAUCAACCACCUGCCGUUGGGCACGGCGCACAGCCGCAUGGUGUGGUUCAUCGACUUCCGCGGCUGGACGCUGCGCAAGGCGCCGCCCCUCAAGACGUCACGGGAGGUGCUCUCCAUCCUGCAGAACCACUACCCCGAACGGCUGGGGCAGGCUGUGGUCUAUGACCCCCCGCCGUCUUUGAAACCUUCUGGAAGAUGGUGCGGCCCUUUGUGGAUCCCAAACACGUUCAGGAAGAUCCUAUUUGUGUACCCCAGCAAGCCCGACACCAUCGCCAAGCUGGAAGAGAUCUUUGACUUGGAGCAGCUAGACCAGGGCUUUGGAGGCCGCUCCACGUGGGCGUUUGAGCUGGAGGCGUACAGCCAGGCCAUGCGCGCCGAUGACGCCCGCGCGCAGGCCUUCUGGGGCAUCCCUGCGUCUGUCAUUGCUAGCCCCAGACGAAGGGAUCCUGUGAUUCCGGCAGCAGAUGAUGAUGAUGAUGCUGAUGUGCCGGCAGAUGCAGAAGCUGGAGCAGGAGAAGGAGAAGCAGGGGACAGUGAGGGUGGUGUGCGUGCAGCAGCAGAGGGACAGGCAGAGAACGGGGAGGUGGGAGCAGAGGCAGGGUUGUCAUCACGUGGUGCUGGGGCUGAGAGCCUGGGGGGACAGGAGGCCGGGGCGCUUCUGUCUGAUGCUGAGAGCGGCGGCAGGGCUGAUGAGGGCUACAGUGUGACUGUAGGGGGUGCGGCUCCAGGUAAUUCAGACGCCGUAGCAGGGACUGUACCAGCAGGAGAGUUGCGAGAGCAAGAGAGGGAGGAGCGGAAUGGCAGUGGGGGUAGUGCGGAGGAGCGGGAGCAGGACGGGAGCUUCUGGCUGCCUCUGAACGAACCGGCAGUGAAGGAGAGUGUGCAUGCACAGAACAUAGCACAUGCACACCACGUGCUCAAGAGCACGUUCAGCAAGAUGAGCAUUGAGUUCAAGAAGCCCGCGUGGAUGCAGAGAUGA
Messenger RNA from Closterium sp. Yama58-4, 1035 nucleotides. Lineage: Eukaryota; Viridiplantae; Streptophyta; Zygnematophyceae; Desmidiales; Closteriaceae. The record is from the annotation of a GenBank genome assembly.